Messenger RNA from Carya illinoinensis, 581 nucleotides. Its product is annotated as early nodulin-93-like. Bases 124 to 450 code for a protein of 108 amino acids. The record is from RefSeq and is a predicted model, not a curated record. Lineage: Eukaryota; Viridiplantae; Streptophyta; Magnoliopsida; Fagales; Juglandaceae. The transcript has 4 exons.
CAAAUCUUAUUUAAGUACCGAAACAAUUCCCUCAACCACUUCAUCCAAAACCUUCAAAUCUCCUUUCGUCUUCUCUGUUGAUUUGUUCUUCCAUUGCCAUUGUUUCAGUUACCAUCUCUUAAAAUGGCACAAAAUAAUGUGGUUGAGUCCCCUCUGGAGAGGAAUACCCUGGCUUCUCUUGACCAAAAGCUGGCUCUGGCCAAGCGCUAUUCUCAUGACGGUGUAAUAGCAGGAGCUAAAGCAGCUGUUGUUGCUAGUAUUGCCACUGCCAUUCCAACACUGGCUAGUGUGAGGAUGCUGCCUUGGGCAAGAGCCAAUCUCAAUCACACUGCUCAAGCUCUCAUAAUCUCCACAGUGGCGGGAGCAGCAUAUUUCAUAGUUGCUGACAAGACCGUUUUAGCAACAGCUAGGAGGAAUUCUUUCAAGAAAUUAUCUAACGAUGAAGUAUAAAUUCCAAUCACGAAUGUGGCUUGCAAUUAAUGUACUACCUCGUUUGAUAAAUGAGAAGCCAAUUAUCAUGUAAACCCAUCUUCAGAAUAAAUAUAUAAAGAUGGGCGUCCCAUCAGCUAUAUUAAUGCAAA